Messenger RNA from Entrophospora candida, 1119 nucleotides. The record is from the annotation of a GenBank genome assembly. NCBI's taxonomy places the organism in Eukaryota, Fungi, Glomeromycota, Glomeromycetes, Entrophosporales, Entrophosporaceae.
AUGACAUUUUUACCUCAUAGCGGACUUCAUAAUCAAAGAAUAGGAUUUGAAAAUGCUAUAUUUAUGGCUUGGUUUCUUAAUAGGACAUUAGUCAUGCCACCUGCUCUACUUGGAGCUAGAUUUCAAUAUAUUAGAAUAAAACAGAAAAUAAAAUACCUAAAAGCUGAACCUGUCGAUUCAAUCUGUGAAAAUAUAGAGUAUAGAUCCGAAAAUCAAAAAUGCAAAAUGUUUCAUAAUUCAUACACACUUUAUCCAUUCGACCAACUAUUCAACUUUACAUUCGCCAGACAACACGUCAAGAUUAUGAAUGUACCAGAUUACAAUGACAAUACGGUUUUUAAAAUGUUAAAUAUCACCAAGAGAAAAGAAGUUUACUAUUCAUUAACCUGUAAACUAAAUAAUAAAUUAUACGACACAGAAGCAAAAUCAAACAUUAAAAAACUCAAGGGUAACACUUUUAUAAAGCUUCAAUCAUUACAAGAACUCAGGGAAUAUCCUGAAAAGCUUUUAUACUUUGGCAGUUUAUUCGGCUCGAGUAGAAUUAUUACGAAUUUGCAAUCAUCAAAAUAUUUCCUUACAACAUUAAGGCAAUCACUUGUACCGAUCGAUCCAAUAAUGUUAAGUGUAGUGGGUAGUAUAGCUGAAAAAUUGGGCGGUGCUGGUGAAUAUAUUUCAGCUCAUGCUAGAGGCGGCGAUCACACUUUUAAAGAGACAAGAGAGGAACAUUUUGCCACGUUGGUAAAAAACAUUGAUGAAAAUUUUCCAGAAGCCUCAAAAUACUCGACAUCUUUGAAAACAUGUCCACUUAGUUUUACAAAACCUGGAAACAAUAAAAAUAGAAUAAUAUAUGUGGCUAGCGAUCUUGAUAAAAACAAUGAAUCAAUGAAAAUAUUCCUGAAAGAAUUUCCUUGUCUAAAAAUGCUUUCUGAUUUCACCGAUCAACUUGAACCCUACCAACAUUUUAUAAACCCUGUAGAUAAUAAAGUAAUGCGUAAUUAUUUAAUGCCUUUAACUGAUCUUAUGGUGGCUGCUAAUAGCCUCAAAGUAUUUGCAGUUAAGGGCAGUACCUAUGGGGUUUAUAUGGAAAGAUAUAAUUCUAUUUUAUCUAUGAAUUUUUAA